AUGCCGCCUGCGGUCCCACAGACUCCUCACAAGGAUGACCUGACAGAAACAUGGUCGUUCUUGGAGUCGGGUAUUGAUAGCGUCAUGCUGAAGCUUGACGAGGGAGUUGACAUGAAGACUCUCAUCCAUAGGGCCGUCCACAACUUCUGCACGUCACAAAAGGCCGUCGCCAGCAACCAAGGCCUGCAAGCUCACCGCGGAGGUUCGUCUCUCUCUGCGUCCCCUACUGGAACCCCCUUUUCAACCCCAAGUGAAAGCAUUUUCACCGAGCAGAAUGGCAAACUAAUCAGAGAUCAAAUAUCAUCAGCGCACCUACUUGGCGAGGAACUCUACAAAUUACUGGGCGAAUACCUCUCACGUCACCUGAGUGCGGUACACAGGGAAUCCCAGGGUCACACCGAUGAAGCUCUACUAGCAUUCUACAUUCGCGAGUGGACCCGUUACACCACCGCCGCCAAAUACGUGAACCAUCUGUUCAGUUAUCUCAAUCGUCACUGGGUUAAACGCGAGAUUGACGAGGGCAAGAAGAACGUGUAUGAUGUCUACACUCUCCACCUGGUAAAGUGGAAGGACGACUUCUUCGAGAACGUCCAUGGCAAGGUGAUGGACGCCGUGCUGAACUUGGUUGAAAAGCAACGAAAUGGUGAAACUAUCGAGCAGUCUCAAAUCAAGAGCAUCGUUGAUUCUUUUGUAUCUUUGGGCUUGGACGAAAACGAUAGCAAGAAGUCGACAUUGGAGGUUUACCGCCAGUACUUCCAGCGGCCGUUCAUUGUCGCGACCAAGACAUACUACGAAAACGAGUCCCGGCAGUUUGUGGCAGAGAACAGUGUGGUGGAAUACAUGAAGAAGGCAGAGGCUCGACUCGAUGAGGAGAAGGCUCGUGUGGGUCUGUAUCUUCAUCCGGAUGUCACCAAAAGCCUCACGGAUACUUGCUUGGAUGUUCUUGUCACGGCUCACUCCACCCUGCUUCGCGAUGAGUUCCAAGUCUUAUUGGACAAUGAGCGUCAGGAGGACCUUGCGCGCAUGUACCGACUUCUGUCGCGCAUCAAGGAAGGGCUAGAUCCAUUGCGUACCACUUUUGAGAACCAUGUGAGGAGGGCCGGCUUGGCUGCCGUUGAGAAAGUUGCAUCAGAAGGCGAAAACUUCGAGCCCAAGCUGUACGUCGAUGCCUUACUCCAGGUCCACACCCGGUACCAGAACCUUGUCGACGAUGCUUUCAAUGGCGAGUCUGAGUUUGUGCGUUCUCUCGACAAUGCCUGUCGCGAGUUUGUCAACCGCAACCGCAUCUGCAAGACGACCACGACCAAGUCCCCUGAGCUUCUGGCCAAGUAUACCGAUUCCUUGCUCAAAAAGGGCUCUAAAGCUGCUGAAGAGUCCGAACUCGAGGAGAUGCUGGUGCAGAUCAUGACUGUCUUCAAGUACAUUGAGGACAAGGACGUCUUCCAAAAGUUCUACUCAAAGAUGCUUGCGAAGCGACUGGUGCAUGUCAGUUCAGUGUCUGAUGAUGCGGAGACUUCUAUGAUCAGCAAGCUGAAGGAGGCUUGCGGUUUCGAAUACACCAAUAAAUUGCAGCGCAUGUUCCAGGAUAUUCAGAUCUCAAAGGACCUUAACGCCAACUACAAGGACUACCAAGAUAAGGUCCUGGAUGAUGAUGACCGGAAGAGAAUGGUCGAUGCACACUUCCAGAUCCUGGGCACUGGAAUGUGGCCCCUCAACCCACCAACCACAAAUUUCACCGCGCCGCCAGAGAUUAACAAAACCGCCGAACGCUUUCAGAAGUUCUACUUUGACAAGCACAGUGGCCGUAAGCUAACGUGGCUGUGGCAGCUGUGUAAGGGUGAAGUGAAGGCAAACUACAUUAAAAACACCAAGGUGCCAUAUACAUUCCAAGUGUCGACUUUCCAGAUGGGCAUCUUGCUUCUGUUCAAUGAGACCGACACACUGGGGUAUUCUGAUAUCCAGAAGGCCACCAACCUUGCUUCUGAAAUCCUAGACCCCAAUCUUGCCAUCCUCUUGAAGGCGAAGGUGCUGCUGCCAAACCCUGAGGGCGGCAAGCCUGAGCCAUCCACCUCAUUCGGCUUGAACUACAACUUCAAGAACAAGAAGGUCAAGGUCAACCUCAAUAUUCAGAUCAAGUCCGAGCAGAAGGUAGAAUCGGACGAUACACACAAAACGAUAGAAGAGGACCGGAAGCUGUUGCUCCAGUCUGCUAUCGUUCGCAUCAUGAAGUCUCGUAAGAAGAUGAAGCACGUCCAACUCGUGCAGGAAGUCAUCCAGCAGGUCAAGGCCCGCUUCCCGCCCAAGGUCCCCGACAUCAAGAAGAACAUCGAAGCCCUCAUGGAGAAGGACUAUAUCGAGCGUCUAGAUGGGGACGAAAUUGCCUACAUUGCUUAA
Messenger RNA from Penicillium atrosanguineum, 2394 nucleotides. RefSeq names its product cullin culA (gene culA). Bases 1 to 2394 code for a protein of 797 amino acids. Gene Ontology annotation, biological process: protein ubiquitination; SCF-dependent proteasomal ubiquitin-dependent protein catabolic process. The record is from RefSeq and is a predicted model, not a curated record. The transcript has 4 exons. Lineage: Eukaryota; Fungi; Ascomycota; Eurotiomycetes; Eurotiales; Aspergillaceae. Gene Ontology annotation, molecular function: ubiquitin protein ligase binding. Gene Ontology annotation, cellular component: SCF ubiquitin ligase complex.